Mandrillus leucophaeus (drill) is the source of this 2572-nucleotide messenger RNA. RefSeq names its product proteasome (prosome, macropain) 26S subunit, non-ATPase, 8 (gene PSMD8). The transcript is spliced from 6 exons. Bases 261 to 1103 code for a protein of 280 amino acids. Gene Ontology annotation, cellular component: proteasome regulatory particle, lid subcomplex; nucleus; cytosol. The record is from RefSeq and is a predicted model, not a curated record. Gene Ontology annotation, biological process: proteasome-mediated ubiquitin-dependent protein catabolic process. Lineage: Eukaryota; Metazoa; Chordata; Mammalia; Primates; Cercopithecidae.
AUGAGUAAAACACAGCUCUCCAAACGGCACGACAUCGCCACCUAUUGGCUGGAGACGCUGCUCCGAAGGCGGAACCUUCAGGACAGCUACGUAGCGUCCCGAACACUCAGACUGAAGCCAGGGCAGCCAUGUUCAUUACUGGAACCGUGAGGUCGGUGGGGCGGGAGGGCGGCGUUGAGACAGCUGUCAUUUUCAGUUAGGGCAAAAGCCGACUUCCGGUCACCAUCUUGAGUGACGACAGAGGCGGAGCUCCAACUGACAUGUUCAUUAAGGGCAGGGCUCCGAGGGCGCCACCUCGAGAGCGACAGCGGGCUACCCGUGGCGGGCGGAGGCAGGUUGUAGCCCCGCCCCGGGUCUUGGGCUCCACCUCUCGGCCCCACUUCCGCCGGGCGAGCGUCUGUAGGCGGCGUUGCCGUAAAUCGGGCGGUCGGCUUGCCGCAUCACGCAACAUGGCGGCCGCGGCGGUGAACGGGGCGGCAGGCUUCUCGAACUCGGGGCCCGCGGCGACCUCGGGCGCUGUCCUACAAGCCGCGACCGGCAUGUACGAGCAACUCAAGGGCGAGUGGAAUCGUAAAAGUCCCAAUCUUAGCAAGUGCGGGGAAGAGCUGGGCCGGCUAAAGCUAGUUCUUCUGGAGCUCAACUUCUUGCCAACCACAGGGACCAAGCUGACCAAACAGCAGCUCAUUCUGGCCCGUGACAUACUGGAGAUCGGGGCCCAGUGGAGCAUCCUGCGCAAGGACAUCCAGACCAACGUCUACAUCAAGCACCCUGUGUCCCUGGAGCAAUACCUGAUGGAGGGCAGCUACAACAAAGUGUUCCUGGCCAAGGGUAACAUCCCCGCCGAGAGCUACACCUUCUUCAUUGACAUCCUGCUGGACACCAUCAGGGAUGAGAUCGCUGGGUGCAUCGAGAAGGCCUACGAGAAAAUCCUUUUCACUGAGGCCACCCGGAUCCUCUUCUUCAACACACCCAAAAAGAUGACCGACUACGCCAAGAAGGUGGCUGGGGUACAGGGCAAGGGGCCAUGGGACCAAGGGGUGAAAUCACUAACAACAGUGUGGGGUGGCUUUGAGGGACACUGGAACAAGACUGCCCAGGUUUAAGUGCGUGACUCUAGGCAAGCUGCCAAAGCUCUCUGAGCCUCAGUUUCUCUGUCCACAGAAUGGAGCUAGAUACAUAGGAUGAGCUUAGUGCUGGCACCAGCUAGAGGUGGGCAGAGGUGGGCGCUGCAUGCAUGUUGGCUGCUGUCUUUAUCAAAAUUUCUUAGAAGUGGCAGCUUUUUCUGCAAGACUUUGCUUCAUUUGGUCUCAGACGUUUGAGCACGAGCAAUGCUUGGUGUUGCAAUAGGAGGGCCGGACCAGGCUAUGGAAGGUGAAACUGGGUGGGCGCAGUGGCUCACACACACUGAGGUGGAUCUUCCCACCUAGGCUCACUCUGGGAGGCUGAGGUGGGAGGAUCACCUGAGGUCAGGAGUUCGAGACCAGCCUGGUCAACAUGGUGAAACCCCGUCUCUACUAAAAAAUACAAAAAAAUUAGCUGGAUGUGGUGGCGGGUGCCUGUAAUCCCAGCUACUUGGGAGACUGAGGCAUGAGAAUUGCUUGAACCCAGGAGGCGGAGGUUGCAGUGAGCCGAGAUCACACCAUUGCACUGCAGCCUGGGCGACAGAGCGAGACUCCGUCUGGGGAAAAAAAAAAAAAAAGAAGGUGAAAUUGAAUUUGAGUGAGGGUGACAGCUGAAACUAUCACUCGGGCCAAACACUAUCCUCGGUGCUUUAAAGGUGUUGAUUCACCAAAUCCUCACAGUCGACCCAGAGAGGUGUGUAGUUAGGGUCCCAGUGUCAACACAGAGAAACUGAGGCACAGAGGUGAAGUUACUUGUCAAGAGUCGUUGAGGUAGAGUAGAGUUGGUGAGAAAAGACAGUAUAGGCAAGUGCUGGCUCCAUAGGGUGGGGACGGAGCCUUUGUGAUCACCCUACCCAUCUCUGAUCCCUCCUUUCCUGCAGCGAGGGUGGGUCCUGGGCCCCAGCAACUACUACAGUUUUGCCAGCCAGCAGCAGAAGCCGGAAGACACCACCAUUCCCUCCACAGAACUGGCCAAACAGGUCAUCGAGUAUGCCCGGCAGCUGGAGAUGAUCGUCUGAGCCCACUGGGCACUGGGUGGGGCAGGGCAUGAGUUAUUUAAAACAGUUACACUGCAGGGUUUUGUCCAAUAAAGGUGGAUUGACAUUCCCUCUUCCAGGCCCUUGUCUCCCCAGUUGGGAUGGCAGAGAGACAAGUAUCUCUGAAGAACUUGGAGGUUUUGGGGCGCUCAGGGGUUGGAGAUAACACCCUCCACUGGGUAAGCCUCUGUUUGGUUGGGCAUUGCUCAGGGCCUCAAACACAGACGCCCACUGUAGGGCCCAGCAGCACUGUGGCCUGCAGGAGGGCAUGGCCCCAGGUAGGGGGACUGUUCUAGCCAACUGUGGACACACAGGAAUGCUGGGCCAGGGUACCAGAUUUUUUCAACAAAGCGGGUGAAGUGUCCUAUUAAAAAGAAUAAAUGUUGGUGAUGAAUUAAACAAUUUUUCAAAUGA